This is a messenger RNA of Mesocestoides corti, 204 nucleotides long. NCBI's taxonomy places the organism in Eukaryota, Metazoa, Platyhelminthes, Cestoda, Cyclophyllidea, Mesocestoididae. The record is from the annotation of a GenBank genome assembly.
AUGAUUAUUCCCAUCAGAUGCUUUACAUGCGGCAAAGUUGUGGGCGACAAAUGGGAGUCUUAUAUUGUUCUACUCCAAGCAGAGUACGCCGAGGGUGAUGCCUUGGAUACACUUGGUCUCCGACGUUACUGUUGCCGGCGAAUGAUCCUCUCCCACGUAGACCUUAUCGAGAAACUUCUCAACUAUGCACCCCUUCAAAAAUAA